Messenger RNA from Blepharisma stoltei, 1212 nucleotides. The record is from the annotation of a GenBank genome assembly. Lineage: Eukaryota; Ciliophora; Heterotrichea; Heterotrichida; Blepharismidae.
AUGCACAAGAUUAAACUUAGAAAUGCACCUCCAAAAGCCGCAUACUUAUACUGGCCAGAUGGAGAACAAGCACUAAUUGAGGCCGAAACCUAUGUGGAAAGGCUUAUUUUUGAUAAACAAGAAUACAAAGAAUGAGAGUUAUCCCACCUUGGCCAGCUUGAGAAGCUUCUCCAUAAUUGCACAGAAUUGGCCAAAAGUGAGCUACUGAGAUUUUUAUAUGGGCAAGGCUGGGAUUUGAAAAAAACUGUUGAAGCAAUUAAAGCUCACUAUCAGUGGAAAUCCGAGUGGCCGAACUAUAUGAGUGUAUAUCCAUUGGUGCAGAAUAUCUUGAACUCAGGUGGCGUCUAUAUACAUGGUCGAGAUAUUUAUUAUCGACCCUUAAUUAUACUUAAACUGUCCAAACUUGCUCAAUUUCCUUAUCAAGAGCACAUAGCGUGUGCUUAUUUUUUGCUGGAAUUUAUAAUGGACUCAAUGUUUUUACCUGGGCAAAUAGAAAACUGGGUAAUGAUUGUAGAUUUUGAAGAUUUCAAUGAAGUAAAUCAAAAUCAUGUAAGAAAAUUAAUUAUGGAAUUAUAUACACAUUAUCAAUGCCGACUUGCGAAGGCAUAUGUUAUCAACCCAUCUCGGUUGUGGAAAUUACUUAUUAAUUUAUUACCAAAUAAUACACUUAAGAAGUUUGUGGUUGAUGACGUAGAAAAACAAUUGUUAAAGGAUUUUGGCCCAAGCCAGCUUGAAAUUAAGUACGGAGGGACCGCAAGCAAUUUAAAACGUUUUUGGCCGCCUAGAAGGCUGAAAUACAAUCCUUGCGAAGACGUUUUUUCAAGCUGCUCAAGUAUUCCAGACUCUCCUCUCAAGCAAAACCGAAAUUCAUUCGAAACCUCAAUAAGGCUCGAAGGAUGCAGCAGUUUCUUAUCUAGCAACAUGGACUUUAAAGAAGAAAUCUGGGAACAAUGUGAACAAGAGUCCAACACUUUCAGCUUUCUCCAAGAAAAUGAGAAAAAUAUCGAAGAAGAGCACCAAGAUGUGAUCAAUUUCGAAAACUUCGCCCAAAGCAAUAAAGAAGUAAAGAGCCCUUCAGAAGAGAUGACUAGAGCAUCAUUGAAAGUCCCAAUACCUCCGCGAACUUUUUCUAUCGAAAACUAUGAAAUAGAGCCAGUUUGGUUCUGCAAUGCAUGUGUGGGAGAUAAAAAUUCUUCAUGCUGCAUCAUGUAA